AUGGCGACUCUGGUCCCCACAUCCGAGGAAGAGCCCACGCUCGUCGUGGCGCGAUUCUGCGCGGAGAUCGCGUGGGCCGAAGGUGGUGAGGAGGUGGCGGGCCCGGCUGUAGCGCAGGCUGUAGCUGAGGCCGGCACGUUGCUGGCGGCAAACCGCAAUGCCGACCUGGUGAGCCUGCUGCUGACGUCAGCGGAGACCGUCCUCGCCAAGGGAUCGGAGAAAGACGUGGAGGGCGCGUUCACGUUCAUCGCGAGUUUGAUUCCCAAGGCGGACGCCAAGGAGCAGGUGGAGGCGCUCGCCAGCCAGCUCGCGUCCAAGCUGCUCAUGGCGCCCGCUGACAAGCCCGCGCUCAAACUCAAAAUCCUCGUUUUCCUUUACAACGCGCUCGUCGCGUGUCCGCGCGCGCGUUACGUGGUGUUCGCGGCGGCGCUGCGCCUGGCGCUGGCCGCCAAGCAGCACGAGCUGAUGCUGCCGCUGGCGCGGCUCUUCUCGUCCGCGUGCUUCCGCGAGUGGGGCGGCGCCGUCGACAAGGAGGAGCUCAAAGAGCUCUACCUCGCGCUCGGCGCGCUGCUGCAGGACACCAAAGGGGGAGCCAAGGACGCGAGCGCAUUCACCAUCAAGUACCUCUCGCUCUUCACAGCGGCGGAAGCAGCAGCGUCCCCAGCAGCGCAGCAGGCAGCGGCGCAGGCGGCCAUCGACUUCAUCCGCACGCCCGACGCCUUCCAGAGCGACCUGCUGGACCUGCCCGCCGUGCAGCACCUCGCGUCCAUACCCGAGCACGCGCCCCUGCACGCGCUGCUCUGCGUGUUCCUCAAGGAGCGCCUGCCGCAGUUCCAUGCGUUUGUCCAGGCCAACCCCACUGCGCUGGAGACCUACGGGCUGAGUCACGACGAGUGCGAGGCCAAGAUGCGUCUGCUCUCCCUCGCAGCCCUCGCCUCGGACAGCUUCGCAGCUGCUGCCUCCGCUGCUGCCGCUGCUUCCGGUGCCGGCGCUGCUAGCAGUGCGGCCUCCCCCACUGCUGCUGCAGGGGGGAGUGGUGGCGCUGCUGCUGCUGGCGGUGGUGCCUUUGCUGUGGGCGAGAUCCGCUAUGCGCUGCUGCAAGACACUCUCCAGGUGGCGGAGGAGGAGGUGGAGCAGUGGGUGGUGCGUGCCAUCGCAGCAAAGGUCGUGGACGCUCGCAUGGACCAACAGCGCCGCGUUGUCGUUGUCACGCGCAGCACACAGAGAGUGUUUGGACUGCCGCAAUGGGUGGAGCUUAGGAACCGCCUGGCAAUGUGGAAGGAGAACAUCUCCAAUGUGUCAAGGGUUGCUCAGAGCGCCCGUCUUUCGUACACCCCCUCCUCGCCCAGUUACCACUCAGGCUCUCCAUUCUCGGAGGCAGCCAUGGCCAAGUCGAAGAACCACACGGCGCACAACCAGACGUACAAGCAGCACAAGAAUGGUAUUAAGAAGCCCAAGAAGCACAGAUACUCUUCCACGCUUGGGAUGGACGCGAAGUUCGUGCGCAACAUGAGGUACUCGCGCAAGGGCAAUGUGCACAACAAGAAGGGCGAGGAGUAA
Molecule: messenger RNA, 1560 nt
Organism: Closterium sp. NIES-65
Lineage: Eukaryota; Viridiplantae; Streptophyta; Zygnematophyceae; Desmidiales; Closteriaceae
Source: the annotation of a GenBank genome assembly